Messenger RNA from Fusarium proliferatum ET1, 1212 nucleotides. RefSeq lists its product as uncharacterized. The transcript is spliced from 3 exons. Lineage: Eukaryota; Fungi; Ascomycota; Sordariomycetes; Hypocreales; Nectriaceae. Bases 1 to 1212 code for a protein of 403 amino acids. The record is from RefSeq and is a predicted model, not a curated record.
AUGAACUCCAAGACCUUUCAAGAUACGGGGGAUCCCAUAACUAGGGGACGCUACUGGGCUGAUGAGGCCGAAGCUCUACUGUCCACCAUCGAACAAGGCACAGUUUCGUUUCCCUUACUCCAAGGGCUACUGGCCAUGUUCUGUUACGAAGGAAACCUUGGUCUAGGCACCAAAGCCCUGCCUUAUUACUUCCGUGCCAUGGAUGUCUACAAGGGACUCAACAACGUAGACAUCACUAAGCAACAAUUAGGUGUCGACGAGGAGCGUACUAAACAGGGAAGAGUAGCUAGUUCAUGGUGUAUCUGGGGAUUUUAUUGUUGUGAAUGGCGGGGAACCCAAGCGCUCGGCCUCCGAAAGUUAACACGCAAACCUGUAUUUCCCAAGGUCUGGCGUGAACCUGACUUUCCUCUUCUGUUACCGACCUCUAGUAAUUACUGGUGGUACCCGUAUCCAAUAUCCCUCCAGGUCCAAAAGUCGCUGAAGGUGGAGAUCAGGGAGGUUGAUGCUCUACUCUCUGAGGUAGUCGAAGAAGCUUUGGACUUCAUCUAUCCAGACGAGAACGAAGCACCGUCAAAGAACCCACAGCUUGCAUUGCAGUUUUAUAGAUCAAUAGUGAACUGGAAACAAAACUGUCCGAAUCAGCUUCGGCUUGAGGAUGCCGUUCUGCCAUCUGCAAUACUGUUACAUAUAUCGGCAGAGGUAAUGCUGACAGCCAUCUUGCGACCUUUUACCAACAUGAACAAAGCGCAAUUUGGGAAAUUCGACCCCAGGGAACGAUGCUACGCCCACGCCAGCAACCUUGCAUCCGCGAUCUGGACCUACCGUAGCUUUGCCGUUAUUCGCUUCGAGUAUUGGCUCACCCACGCAUUGGGGACAGCGGCAUACAUCGUUGUAGGCGGGACCGAGGACGCACCGGUUCAGAUGGAUACCCUAACCCGAGCUUGUCAGUGUCUCUUUGAGAUGCGGAGCACCUUGCCUCUGGCAACAGACAUCUUGUGCGGCAUUCGUAUUGCGCACAAGCAGUCGAAAGAGAAAAUUCCGGCUUUUAUGGAUAGGUUCUUUGACAGGAUCAUUCACAGGAAAGAUGGCUUGAUGCAUCAUUCUGUGGCCUCCUUACUGCCAGACUCGAUAGAUAUGACGCAAAACAGUAGCAACCAAGACAUUCAACUUCAGGAACUUCUCAAUAGAUUAGAGGACAUAGGUGUUGAUUAG